This is a messenger RNA of Argiope bruennichi, 2628 nucleotides long. RefSeq lists its product as uncharacterized. The transcript has 9 exons. Gene Ontology annotation, cellular component: proton-transporting V-type ATPase complex. The record is from RefSeq and is a predicted model, not a curated record. The coding region runs from base 124 to 1362 and encodes 412 amino acids. NCBI's taxonomy places the organism in Eukaryota, Metazoa, Arthropoda, Arachnida, Araneae, Araneidae.
ACUCUAGAUAAUAGCAAAACCAAACCUUGUGACCAAAUUCUGGUGGAAGACUUUUCGGAAUAGGGGUUGGAUUGGCAAAAUAUAAUUUACAAUAAACCUCUUAAAGUAUCAAAUUAUUUAAAUAUGCAUUCAAUGCAUCGGAAUCUCUUUCUACUAUGCAUCUACAUUUUUAUAUUUGUCUCCAGUAGAAUAUCGGCUGAUCAAGUGCCUGCUGCUCUGUGGAAUAUUAAAGGUGAUGCACUACAUGUAGUUCCAGCUUCUGCACUUGGUAAAGAUGAUAGGAUAUUUGAUAAUUCUUUGAAAGAAGUUGUAAAUAGUGGUGCCAAAAUUCUUGUAUUUGUACUGGAUAAAUUAAGUUUAGAAGAUUUUUCUGCAGGGGAGAAGCCUCUAUCUCAGAAUGAUACUAUUCAAAAUCUUCAACAAUUCUUAGAUCAAGAAAAGUAUAUGUUUCUUUCAUCUGUAAAAGAUCCAUUGAGCCGAAUCCAUGAAGUACAUUGUGGUGUACAAGAAAUUGCUGUCGAUGGAAACAUAGAUGAAAAUUUACUGUCCAUAUCUUUAGCUUUUGAUAAAUCAUGUGUUGUAAUUCUUCAUAUCACAGAUGCUGGUGUUGCAGGACUUAGAGGAAAGAUGUUCAAACCAUCAUUCAAAAAGGAUUAUUCAGAUAUAGUUGGCAUUUUCACGGGUAUAAAAUCAUCCUGGGUGGGCAUGAAGGAUGAUCACUAUUAUUCUCGAAACCUAUUAGAGUUUGACACAGCAGAAUUAGAUGCUGACCCAAACUUUCUAAAUUUUACUGGAUGUCUACUUGUAUAUGCUGAAAAUGCUACACUUGGUAUAGAUAACAAAACUAUUGUCCUACCAUUUCCUUAUGAUUAUGAAGGUUCUGAAUGUGGUAAUGAUACUGCCUUGUUGCAAAUGAAGUUCAAGACAAGUGAUGAAAAAUAUUCAAGUGUUGUUGUUAAGUUCAAUUUUACUAACAUACUAGGAUCGUACUCAACACAAGUAGCUCUGGAAGCUGGCGACGUAUUUACUGAUCUCAAUGCUAAGGAUUUGGAAGCUCCUCUUGAUUUUUCCUUCAGUUGUGGAAAUUAUGUACUUCAAAAUAAAAAUAUGACCGAGGCUAUUUUGGUUAAACUGACUUUUAAUAGAUUUCAGGUUCAACCAUUCAGAGUAAAGGAUAAAUUUAGUGAGAGUUUUGAUUGUAUUACCUGGUUUACUGUUCCUAUUUGGAUGGGAGUAUUUAUAUCAUUAAUACUAAUAGUCAUUGUGAAUGUUGGUGUAUACGCUUUGUCUUCUAUCCAUACAAUGGAUCGAUUUGAUGACCCAAAAGGCAAAACUAUUACUGUUGCAGCUGGUGUUGAUUAAUUUAUUAUUCAAUUUAGUGAUGUGUAAUAUUAACCAAGAGAAUGUUUCAACUAAGUUGGGACUUUAUUAUUUAUAAAACUAGUCUACUGUUCCAAAUUGUUUUUUUUUUUUUUAUGUAUAUGUCUGUUAAGAUUUGCAUUACAUGUGUACUCGAUAGUUGUCUCAAAUGACUACACAAAAUUAUGUAGCUUAAGCUUGUAAAUUUAAUAAAUGAUUUUUAUAAUUUAUUAUAAAAUUCAAAUUUAUAAUUUAUUAUAAAAUUUAUGAACUAUUUUUAAAUUACCAUCUACAACUUUUAUUUAUGCCAAUUUUAAACUUAAUUCCUUUAGAAUUUAAGAUUAGAUUAAACUUACGAGUCUAUGUAUUUGUUUAAAAAAAGGUUUGACAUAAUCAUGGUUAAUAAAAUGUAUUUAUAAAAUAAAAGUAUUUGCCAUUUGAAUAUUACAGAAGUUAAGCAUAUGAUAUCAAUGUAAUUACAUAUGACUUUAUACUUGUAAACAUCUAGAACAAACAGAGUAUGUAUGUGUCGAUUAAUAGGUGUCAUGUUCUUUAUAUUAUUGAAUGGUAGGAAAGGUAUUAAAGGAUUUUUUUGUAUUGUUUAUUACAUAAGUAAAUGAAUUUUUUAGGUUUUUGUAAAGUCAAUAAAACAUUCCUACUUUGUUCGAAAAUAAUUUUUUAUAAAUUUAGCUCUGUGUCCUUGACAAAUUCAUCUAUUCAUUGUAUGUAUAUAUUGAUGUUACGGCUUUGAAAAAUUAUCAUUAAAAUCAUGAUUCAUUAUGAUGUUUUUUUAUUUUAAUUUUAUUUGUUGAUAUCUCUGGAGGUGCUUGAUCCUAAGUAUAUUUUUGUUGAAGGCAUUCAUGAAAUAGAUAAAUAGUGAUGUACAGACUAAUUUUGCAAUCAUUGAAUUUUUUUAUAUAUAUAUAAUCUGUCUUCAAUUUGAACUAUUACAAAAAGUUAAAAAUUGUUCAAUGAAACAGUUUACUAUUUCAUGUUGUUUCAAGAAUAAAUUCCUUGUUUCUUAAUUUCCUGAAUACUUUACUCUUUCACAUAUUGAAAUAAAAUAUUUAUAAUCAGAUUAACCUUGUUAAAAUUAUGCUUCUCAAUUUUAUAACUUGAGUUUUUUUUUUCAUCCAUUUUCAUAAAUAUUAUUGGUAUCAGGUUGUAAUAUAUGUUUGUAAGUAUAUAUAAUAUGUAGAUUUAAAUUAUAUUCAAGAGUAAAUGAAUUGUGUUGCAUUUUAUGUUCCUCAAUAAAGUCCUAUAGAUACA